Messenger RNA from Lichtheimia ornata, 1770 nucleotides. RefSeq lists its product as uncharacterized. The record is from RefSeq and is a predicted model, not a curated record. The transcript is spliced from 3 exons. Gene Ontology annotation, cellular component: MICOS complex. Bases 1 to 1770 code for a protein of 589 amino acids. Gene Ontology annotation, biological process: cristae formation. NCBI's taxonomy places the organism in Eukaryota, Fungi, Mucoromycota, Mucoromycetes, Mucorales, Lichtheimiaceae.
AUGCUGAAAGGUGCCUCCGCAUUGGCAAGGGCAGGUACCCGAGCAGCCCCUGGUGCACGCUUCCAUCAGGUGUCGCGAUACUAUGCAACUGAAGCAACCAAUGGCACGACCAGCACCAGCACAACCAGCACCGUGAAGAAGAGUUCUUUCGGCAAAAAGCUUUUCUGGACAACAGCAUUGGGUGUUACAUUGUACGGUGGAGCAACCUAUGCAGCAUUACACAAUGAGGCGUUUUAUGACACAUACACGACCUAUGUACCAGGCGGUGAGCAAGUAUUGGACGCUAUAGAAGACGCCAUGCACGAUGCCGAGUUUAAAAAGAACUUGGAUGCUGCCACUGAAUGGAAGAACACUGCCGUUUCUGCUGCUGGACAAGUGCAAGGUUACGCUAUGAAGGCCAAGGAUACCGCUGCUGAUCUCUACGAGUAUGCUCAAGAUGCUUAUGCUCAAUUCACGGGUGACAAGGACGCACCAAAGAUCCCAUCAUCCGAUGGCAGCAUUCCUGCUACGACGACAAAGCGACGUAAAUUCAGCCGACGUGGUGCCAUCUUUUCCAACGUGAUUGAAACAGACCAGGAUGCUCCUGUACCUCAAUUCAAACCUGUUGGUGAACCCAAGUUGGAUGAAUUGGCUGCGACUAUUCAAACCUUGGUCAAGAUGUUGAAUGAAAUCGGUCUCAAGGGUCACGCCAAACGCUUAGCUGAUUAUGGAUCACAUGAAGUCGAGCAAUUGUAUCGUGAAUAUCGCAAGGUGUGCAACGAUGAGGAUCGUGUUCUCAAGGAUAUCAAGGAACUUGUCAAUGAAUCAGGUGCUCUUGCCACACACGUUGAAAAGCAUUUGGAAGAGAUGGAUGCCAAGGUUCUUGCUGCACGUGAGCGAUCCAUUGACCGUGUUCAAGAGAAGAAGGACAAGAUCAGACGUGAAUUUGCUAUCGAGGCUGAAGAGAUCAAGAAGGAGUAUCAGGCCCUUGCUAUUAAGCAAUUGAACACCCAACAUGAAGAAUUCAAGGUGGCUAUGGCCAAGGAACUUGAAGAACGUGCUGUGGAACUCAAUCGUCAAUUCAUGCGUCAAGUGCGUCAAAAGGUUGAGACUGAACGUGGCGGCAAAUUGGCUCGUGUCGAUGAAGUAGCUGUACGUCAACGUUUGCUUGAGCAACUCUCUUAUCAAAAUGCGGAGGAUUUGGAUGAUUCACGCAAGGCUCAUCAACUCGUGGCUGCUGUGGAUGCUCUUAAGCGUGCUGCCUAUGCUGGAAAUCAACAAGCUUUCUUGGAUGAGUUACAGACUUUGCUCGUGAUCAGUGCACCCGCAUCACCUUUUGCCGAUCUUGUGGAACGACGUAACGAUGAACUUGUUCAAGUUGUUGCACGUAGCAUCUCUGAAACCGUAGCACGACAUGGCAUUGAUUCAAAGGCACAACUUGAGGAACGAUUCGCCAAUGUAGCAGCUGAAGUGCGUCACGCUUCGCUUAUACCUGAGGAGGGUAGCAGCAUGAUCUCCCAUAUCAUUUCUAUCAUUAUGAGCAAGUUGAUGUUCAAGAAGCAAGGCUUGGUUCCUGGUGAUGAUCUCGAAUCGCGUAUGGCUCGUGCUGAAUACUAUCUUGAACGUGAGAAUGAUCUUGAAAGUGCAACUCGUGAAGUGAAUCAGCUCAAGGGAUGGCCCAAGCAUUUGGCUGCUGAUUGGUUGGAUGCUGCUCGUCGACAUUUGGAAAUUAAGCAGGCUCUUGAGAUUAUGCGGACACAGGCUUUGUUGGGAAGCAUGUCUCAACUUUAG